CAAAAGGCACAUAUUAGUUGUAUAACAAUAAAUUAAGCAGGGACUUUCGACCUUUUGUGUGUGCCACUGUAAUCGUUUUAAUAGAGGAAAUAAUUUGGAGGUAUUAACGUGACAUAUGUGGCAUUGUUUUGCCGGUCAAUUCGGUGUGGGAAGUUUUUCUUGAAUCCACACUUCUGCGAGCCGGCCUGCAAAGUGUGUUUAUGUAUCGAAUGUGAAUUGAUGAGAAUUUAUGAGGAUUUAGGCUGAGAGUGUUGGUGUGUUUUUUUUUUCUUCUUUCCGACCCUCUAGCAGGAAAGCGCGUGUUCCAUUUGGCAAAUGAAGACAUUCUCUGAGAUUUAUGCCGGUCAGUGACCAAUGUAAGAAUUUCUUGUCACGCAUUCAAUUAAAGUAAUUAGGAUUCCUGUGUGUACUGAAAUUGUCAUCCAAUCCUUGUCGCAUGAUUUAACACAAUAAUCAGACAUCAUUCGAAGGGUGGUGGAAUUUUAUACCCCCCACACACUAAGCGUCAAUGUGAAUAGUGAAUUAAUUAAUUUCCUCCAGAGUUGUUGCGGUUUGUGUGUCUAUGAACAGUGAAUUGUGGUGUAAUAAUAAUUGUUUUGGAGCACAAUUAACUACGGUGAGGUGUGUCGAGAGCUCGGCAGUUCACAAAGCACUCGUUGUGCUGCUGUUGGAGAUCAAAGUGUGAUACACAGCUGGAGAAUGAGCAUCAUUUUGGGAUCUGCCGCCUCUCUUUAUGGCUAAUUUCGCCGAGGAUAUGUAAAGGGGCCAAGGAGACGCCAGGACACGGACAAGGCGAGGGCAAUGCGUCGCAAGAGGCCCCCGGGCGGCUUCCUGCUCUGUGGACUCCUCAGCUGGACAAUAAUGAUGAAUUUCCUUCCGAUGUGCUUGUGCCUCAAUCUCGAGGAGAGGAUGAAAGUCGUGGGCAAAGUGCUGAAGGAAGUGCCUUUAAUCGAUGGACACAACGACCUGCCGUGGAACAUCAGGAAAUUCCUGAAGAAUCAACUCCGCGAGUUCCGCUUCGGUGAGGAUCUGAGGCAAAUCUCACCGUGGUCCACGAGCGUCUGGAGUCACACGGAUCUGCGGCGCCUGCGGGAAGGAAUGGUGGCUGCACAGUUCUGGUCCGCAUAUGUUCCGUGCUCGUCGCAACACUUGGACGCCGUGCAACUGGCGCUGGAGCAAAUUGAUCUCAUUCGCCGUCUUGUGAGUCUCUAUCCGCAGCAUAUGUCACUCGUGACCACGGCCGAGGGUAUCGAUGAGAGUCAUCAGGCUGGCAAAUUGGCAAGUCUAAUUGGUGUGGAAGGAGGUCACGCAAUUGGGACCAGUUUGGGAGUCCUCCGGAUGUUCUAUCAACUCGGUGCUCGAUAUUUAACCUUAACGCACACCUGCAAUACGCCAUGGGCCGAUUGCUGCAAAGUAGACGAACCGGGGCGGGUGCCCCACAUUGGGGGUCUCUCUCACUUCGGCACGCUUGUCGUCACAGAAAUGAAUCGGCUGGGGAUGAUGGUGGAUCUGUCUCAUGUGUCAGUGCCAACGAUGCUGGACGCGCUGGCCACAUCGAAGGCUCCCGUGAUAUUUUCCCACUCGUCAGCACAUGCAAUUUGCAACAGCUCCCGAAAUGUACCAGAUCACGUCCUCAAGCGAAUUGCGGUCAACGGCGGACUGGUCAUGGUUGCCUUCUAUCCACACUUCGUUAGCUGUGCCGAGAGCGCCACGCUGAAGGAUGUCGUAGCUCACAUAAAUCACAUUCGGGACGUGGCCGGUGUGGACCAUGUGGGAAUUGGGGCAGGAUACGAUGGUGUCAAUUUGGUGCCGAAGGGGCUGGAGGACGUGUCCAGGUAUCCGCAUCUGCUGGCGGAGCUGCUGGCGUCCGAGAAGUGGACCGAGGAGGACAUUGGCAAGCUGGCGGGCAGGAAUCUCAUCAGGGUGUUCCGACAAGUGGAGCAGGUGAGAGACCAACUGGAGGCGCAGGGAAUGCCGCCCGUGGAUCAGUCGAUUCCGCCUGAGGACAUCCUGGGCCGCUCGUACUGUCGCUACUCAGGGCCGCGCACGUGAUGGUAAAGGAAGCCCAUCGGAGCCCCGCACACGAUAUCAUGAACAAAAGUCUAUCUUCAGAACGUAAUGUGAUUUUAUCGCCCAACCAUCAGACAGCGGAUUGUCGCUGGGGACAAUUGGUCGGCCGAUGGCGCAAUUCAGCGCCACGAAGUCGAUAUCCAAACGAGUUUUAAAACAAUAUAAAAAUUUGUAACAUGACCAAUUUGCUGUACAUAUGCAGAAAGUGACGAGCCCGCACGGAAAAGCGGGUCAGCGAGAGGCGAAAAAGAGCAGAGAUGGCCGGAUUUUUUUUUUUACCCCCAAUUCUCCUCCAUAUGCAAAUUUUGAUGGUGAUAUAUUGCGU
This is a messenger RNA of Phlebotomus argentipes, 2395 nucleotides long. RefSeq names its product dipeptidase 1. The transcript has 12 exons. Gene Ontology annotation, biological process: proteolysis. Gene Ontology annotation, molecular function: metallodipeptidase activity. The record is from RefSeq and is a predicted model, not a curated record. NCBI's taxonomy places the organism in Eukaryota, Metazoa, Arthropoda, Insecta, Diptera, Psychodidae. The coding region runs from base 802 to 2052 and encodes 416 amino acids.